Messenger RNA from Drepanopeziza brunnea f. sp. 'multigermtubi' MB_m1, 624 nucleotides. RefSeq lists its product as uncharacterized. The record is from RefSeq and is a predicted model, not a curated record. Gene Ontology annotation, molecular function: proton-transporting ATP synthase activity, rotational mechanism. Lineage: Eukaryota; Fungi; Ascomycota; Leotiomycetes; Helotiales; Drepanopezizaceae. Gene Ontology annotation, biological process: proton motive force-driven ATP synthesis.
AUGUCAAUGACAAUGUCUAGGACCGUUGUGCGCAGCGCAGCCAAGCUGCCCCUGCGCCGAGCUCCCGCCCGGUUCGAAUCCACAGCCAGCAAGGCCACCGAAGCUGCAAAGGACACGGCAGCAAAGGCAUCAGAUACCGCUGCACAGUACAAGAUUAAGGCAUCAGAAGGUCUCUCGCGUGUGUCAUCUGCGGCUGGCCCGGCUAUCUCUGGUGCGGCCCAGAAGCUGUCGGGUGCGUUGGGUAAGAUUGGUGGACGUACCGGACGGCUUAUUGCGUUUGUUGAGCGACAAAUCCCCCCUACGAUUUACUAUGCGCGAGUUGGAAUGGAACUCGGAAAACUUGUGUUCAAGGGACAGAAGAUGACUCCUCCACCCGUUUCUACGUUCCAAGCCUACUUCCAGCGUCUCGUCAAGUCUGCACGAAACCCGGAUUCCCUUUUCUCUUCCAAGAGCGCCACUGGCGAAACAAUCAGCCUCCUCACCCGCGUUCGCAACAUGUCCAGCGCGCAGUACGCUGCUGGAGCUGUUGUCACCGCCGAGGUAUUGGGAUUCUUCACCGUUGGCGAGAUUAUCGGAAGGGGAAAGAUUGUCGGGUACCGAGGCGAUACCGGUUCCCACCACUGA